Messenger RNA from Cotesia congregata, 978 nucleotides. The record is from the annotation of a GenBank genome assembly. NCBI's taxonomy places the organism in Eukaryota, Metazoa, Arthropoda, Insecta, Hymenoptera, Braconidae.
AUGGGGUUGUGUAAAUGUCCUAAAAGAAAAGUGACAAAUCAAUUUUGUUUUGAGCACAGAGUCAACGUUUGCGAGCACUGUAUGGUGACAAAUCACCCUAAGUGCGUAGUACAGUCUUAUCUUCAAUGGCUACAAGACAGUGAUUGUAAUCCAAUUUGUACUUUGUGUUCUAACGAACUGAAAAGCGGUGAUUGCGUGAGAUUAGUUUGUUAUCAUGUUUAUCAUUGGCCUUGCUUGGAUCAACAUGCCAGAAGUUUACCUUCAACGACAGCACCAGCUGGUUACGUAUGUCCGACUUGUAAUUAUGCCAUAUUUCCAGCGCCUAAUUUAGUUUCACCGGUUGCCGAUGUACUGAAAGAAAAAUUGGCUAGUGUCAAUUGGGCCAGAGCUGGACUUGGUUUGCCUUUGCUAAGCAAUGACAGAGAAACUUCAAUACCAGAAUCAAAAGUGCCGUCAAUUGAAACAACAGUCUAUCAAAAUCACGCAUCACCACCGAUACCUUCAGUCGCAACAGCACGUACUAGCAGUAAUGUUAAUUCAAUAAGCACGCAUAUAAACAACGUUCACAGUAUAAAUAAUAACAGUAAUAAUCAUCAGUCGCAAGGACCACCUUACUCAGUAGUAAACAUGGAGUCAACGAGCCAGCUAGAUCGUAAAAUAUUUGAAACACGUGAUGAUUCCAAAAACAUGAGUUUUGAUCACGAUGAAAACAAGUACGAGCGCCGAUCUCCGAUCAAGCGGUUGCUCCACAUAUGGAAGCUCUUGAAGCUUUCAAAAUUAUCGGAAACUCGUCGACGGGGAUCCAAGCCCGAAUCCGUGUACCGAAGAUAUUUAAUUUUAGCAGUAAUUGGAAUAGUCUGUUUUCUUUUUAUUAUCAUGAUAUUCUCCUGGUUAGGUCGCAUGGCUACCGAUGGAGAUCCGUCGUUUGAGCUUAAGAACAAUCCGAAUCUUAAUUUACACCAAGAGCCGGCAAUAUAA